UUACUCCUGGCAUCCCAAACAUUGGAUGGCAGGGACAUGCUGCUGUCCUGCAAAGUGCAGCGUGCCCUUUACUGCAACUAUUGAAAAUGUAACUUCUAGAAAGACAAAACUGGACCAGGGGCACCAGAACCAUGAACGUAUGCAAUAGUACUGAUCUUCCAGAAGUUGAAAUCAUCAGUCUACUGGAAGAGCAGCUGCCCCACUACAAGCUAAGAGCUGAUACAAUUUAUGGUUAUGACCACGACGACUGGCUCCACACCCCGCUCAUUUCUCCUGAUGCCAAUAUUGACCUGACCACUGAACAAAUACAGGAGACGCUGAAGUAUUUCCUUCUAUGUGCUGAAAGAGUGGGCCAGAUGACUAAAACGUACAAUGACAUAGAUGCUGUUACACGUCUGCUUGAAGAGAAAGAGCGGGAUUUAGAAUUAGCCGCACGCAUUGGUCAGUCACUGCUGAAGAAAAACAAAACACUCACGGACAGAAAUGAAUUCCUCGAGGAGCAGGUGGAACACAUUCGGGAGGAGGUUUCUCAGCUGCGCCAUGAGCUGUCAGUGAAAGACGAGCUGCUUCAGUUUUAUACAAGUGUUGCAGAAGAUAGUGAAGCUGAUUCAACCUGCUCAACUCCGAUAAGGCGGAAUGAGUCUUCAGCAGUCCAAAAUUACUUUCCCCAUGAUUCUCUGCAGAAGAAACUGAAGGACCUUGAAGAGGAGAAUGUUGUCCUUAGAUCAGAGGCUUGUCAUUUGAAGACCGAAACAAUCACUUAUGAAGAGAAGGAGCAACAGCUUGUGAAUGAUUGUGUGAAGGAGCUAAGACGUUCAAGUAUUCAAAUCUCUUCCAUUGCUGAAGAGUUAGCCAAGAAAACCGAAGAUGCUGCCCGGCAACAGGAGGAGAUCACCCACCUCCUCUCCCAGAUAGUGGAUCUACAGAAGAAGUCUAAAUCUUACGCAGUAGAAAAUGAAGAACUUUCCCAACAUCUGGGGGCUGCUAAAGAUGCCCAGCGCCAGCUCACAUCUGAGUUACGAGAGCUGGAAGACAAGUAUGCAGAGUGCAUAGAGAUGCUUCAUGAGGCGCAAGAAGAGCUGAAGAACCUGCGCAACAAGACUAUGCCCAACAGCACUCCCCGGCGCUACCAUUCUCUGGGGCUCUUCCCGAUGGACUCGCUAGCAGCUGAGAUUGAAGGCACCAUGCGAAAGGAACUUCAGCUGGAGGAUCCCAUUACUGAAGAGCAGAAGAUUCACCACAAGCGAGUGUUUGAGACAGUGAAGAACAUCAACCUGACCGUGAAGCAGCGAUCACUGGCUCCCUCUCCCAUGAACAUUCCUGGGUCUAACCAGUCCUCCUCACUGAACUCAGCGCUCUCCAGCUGCAUGAGCACGCCACGCUCCAGUUUCUACGGAGGAGACAUCAGCAACAUUGUUCUAGACAACCGGACGAACAGCAUCAUCCUGGAGACAGAGUCGCCUGAUGGCAGUGAAGACACGAACAAAAAGCCAGGGACCCCAGGGACACCAGGCUCCCACGACUUGGAGACUGCUCUGAGAAGACUGUCACUACGGCGCGACAACUACCUGAGUGAGCGGCGCUUCUUCGAGGAGGACCGGGAGAGGAAGCUGCGUAACCUGGCUGAGAAGGGCGAGCUGUACAGCAGUUCCCUGACCCCCACCGAUAGCAUCAUGUCCCUCAGCACCAACCACUCAGGCCUGUCAGGACUCUGCUUCAUCAGCCGCUCCUACUUGCCUGAGAAGCUGCAGAUCGUCAAGCCUCUCGAAGGUUCAGCCACUCUGCAUCUCUGGCAGCAGCUGGCCCAGCCCAAUCUGGGGGGGAUCCUAGACCCAAGGCCUGGCGUGGUCACCAAAGGCUUCAGGCCGCUAGAGCUUGACCUGGAAGAGGUGUACCAGCUUGCAGACUUUGAGGAAGACGAGUCAGGUGACCUUUCUUUCCAGGAACUACAUACCUCGACCCCUGCUCAGCCCAUGGAGACCUCAGUUUAUCAUCCUGGUAAAUGUAUGUCCAACACCAGCUCCACCUACACCUUCACCACCUGCCGAAUCCUGCACCCCUCUGAUGAGCUCACUCGAGUUACUCCAAGUCUUAGCAUGGGGCCCACUACCACUUGCGUUAGCAUGAACAGCUUGAAAUCUACUCCUGUAGCCACCCCCUGCACUCCCCGACGUUUAAGCCUUGCUGAAUCCUUCACUAACCUGCGGGACUCCACCAAGACCAUGAGCACCUCCUUGGGACUAGUCAGGCUGCUGCAGGAGAGGGGCAUCUCAGCCGCCGUCUAUAAUCCUCGGAGCUGGGACAGAGCAGACUCCCCCCUCCUCAACCCCUGCGUACCCAGAGCCGAUGUCCUGCCCUACACCCCACCCAACUCCCCCACUACGCAGCACCAGACCGGACCCCCUUUUGAAUUCAGGGGUUCCAGCCCCUCCUAUGACAAUUUCUUGGCUUCCAAGCCAGCCAGCUCCAUUCUGAAAGAGGUGAGGGCCGAAAGCACGAGCAGCUGCAACAGCGAGUGUCAGACAGAUGUCAGCGUCUACAACCUCAACCUGGUGGACAAGCUCAAGAGGUUUGGGAUUGCCAAAGUAGUCAGCCCAGGGGGACCUGUACAGUCCCCACCACUGACAGACAUGCCAAGACCUUUUCUCAGUGGGGCUCACCGAUCGGUGCCAUCCUUUGGGCCCGGAGACCUGGGGAAGGAAGACCUGCCUUUAGUCUCCCCAGUCGUGGUCACCAGUACCAUCGGGGGGCUUCAACUGAAUGCUGGCAUGCGACGCAAUCACAGCUUUCCUGUCAUGGUGGGGGCCAGCAUGCAGAUGAAGGGCCCUGUGCCUCAAAGUUCAGGAAUGCUAACGGGUCCCAAGCUGCCUGAACAGACUAGCCUCCGAUAAUGGACAUUCUGUAAAAUGUUUUACUCUGGUGUUUGACAAAUCAACUCUGUGCCUGUUAAGAAUAGAAAAUAAAUACUUUGUACAAUUCUUUUUGUAUAUACACCCCCCCCCCCC
This is a messenger RNA of Polyodon spathula (Mississippi paddlefish), 3005 nucleotides long. RefSeq names its product trafficking kinesin-binding protein 1-like. Bases 132 to 2891 code for a protein of 919 amino acids. The transcript is spliced from 16 exons. Gene Ontology annotation, biological process: anterograde axonal transport of mitochondrion; endosome to lysosome transport; neurogenesis. Gene Ontology annotation, cellular component: dendrite. The record is from RefSeq and is a predicted model, not a curated record. Gene Ontology annotation, molecular function: GABA receptor binding. Lineage: Eukaryota; Metazoa; Chordata; Actinopteri; Acipenseriformes; Polyodontidae.